CCAACCUCGUACCCAGAGUUUGGUCAAACUUUUGACGCCUUUGUGCUUUUCAAUGGAAGAAGACGCCUGCUCAGGCGUUCACACUUCCCUCAAAAUAACGACAGUGUGAUGCCUGGAAUAUGAGAGCAGUCACAUCAGCAAUAUUGCUCUUUCUCGAAGGCAAAAUUUAGCUAUUGCUACCAAUAUAAUUUAGACCAGCUAUGAAACGGAGACAGUGAUAGGCUACAUGGCAUCAUAGUUAAUGGAGCGAGAUGUUUUGGAAGCUUCCCCUAUUUUGCGAUGACGUAAUUAUUAUCUUAACCGAUUAAAUUCUAAGGUCACGUGACGACGAACGACUACAAUCAAAAAAGCGCCAAAUUAUGAUAAUAUAAUAUCGUAGUAAUUUUGAUACACAAAUGCCCAAUUGCGCUUUUUACAAUUGUUUUCACAGUAGGCGGUACAAAAACGUGAGUUUGUUUCAAAUUCCAGUUCCUCGUAAUUCAGACAGCGAAUUUACUUUUCAUCGUAAGGAAGAAGCACGAAACGGUUGGAUUAACGCGAUAUUACGAACGAGACAGUUGGAUGCGAACUUGAAGACACAGAUCGAAAACAACAACAUACAUAUUUGUGAGAGUCAUUUUAAAGAGGAGUACAUUGAAAACUUUUCCAAAAGGAAGUCCCUCCAAACUGGUUCAAUUCCAACAGAAAAUCUCCCCGUCAAAAGCUUCGAUCAUCUUAGCACAAGCUUCACUAGUGCGCCGAGAAAAGAACCAGCUCCAAGGCAUGUUUCUCAAGAAACUACAAUUAUAUAUGCCUCUCUUGAUAAGUUCGAUGCAUAUUUGAAAAAAGCUGGAAGGUACCCAUAUUUUCAAGGUUGGAAUUGGUUCAAAGAAGGAAAUAACACUGUUAUUGAGUUUAAAGAAAGUGAGUACUUGAUUGCAAAGUUUUCUGUACGUGUCGAAUCUACUCUUAAUUAUGCUGUUCUUGUUUAUGGCUGGGCAUUGCCCAAUGAUCAUCCCAUAUACGUUUCAAACGAGCGUUCUUUGCAGUGCUGUAAUUUUAAGACGCUUUGUAACGAAAUUGUAUCUCUGGGUAUUUGCAAAGGAACUCUAUUUUCCCUGAAGUCAAGCAAAUCAGUGAAAACACAACUUGUUCCCCUGUUACCAAAUGACCCUUCUCCACAAUAUCGUACAGUUGAAUACUGUCGUGCGCUUUCAUGUCGUGUUCUGGUUUCAUCCAUACUAAGUGACAGUAAACAAUUGCAAUGCGAAUCGUGCAGUCGAGAAUCAAACAGCAAUGUAGGUAACUUCAAUGUGGCUUCUGUUAAGUGUAAAACACCACUGUCAUGCCUUUCCAAAGAACAACUAAUUGCAACUGUAAAAGACACAAGGGUGAAUUUGAAAGAAGCCAAGUUGAAGUGUGCACAACUCGAAAGGAGAGUACAACGAAUGGAGAAUGAGAUCAAACAUCAUGGUAUUAGAAUGGAAACUGGUUUGGAGAAAGAACUUACAAGUAUCAUCACUAACACAUCAUUAGAAGCAACUCCACACAUGAAACUUGUAUGGGAGCAACAGAAGAAAGCACUGAAUGAACAAUCAAACUUUGGUAACAGGUGGCAUCCACAUUUUAUACGGUUCUGUUUGUCUAUUUAUUCAAAGUCGCCUAUUGUUUACCAAGAAUUGAGAGAUUCUGGAACAAUGCAGUUACCUAGUUCCAGAACUUUGAGAUCCUACAGAAACAACUUUAAACCAGGAGCAGGGUACUUGCCUGAGAACAUCAAGUCAUUGAUUUCCAGAACAAAGGGUUUCCUGGAUAAAGACAGGUGGAUUGUUGUCAUGUUUGACAAGAUGAAGAUUAAAUGUAAUUUAGUGUUUGAUAAACAUUCUGGACGCCUGAUUGGAUUUGUGGAUCUCGGUGAUCCAAAUAUCAACUAUUCAACAUUUGAUAAAAUUGAACCAGCUACCCAUGUACUUGCUUUCUAUGUCAGGGGAAUAACCACUAAAUUGCAGUUUAUGCUUGGUUACUUUUUCACCCGAGAUGUGGUCUCCUAUCAAUUAAUGCCACUUUUUUGGCGUGGUGUUGCUAUAUUACAACUUAAAGCAAACUUGAAUGUUAUUGCUGCAGUCAGUGAUGGGGCUUCACCAAACCGCAAAUUUUAUCAACUCCACAUUUAUAUUGGUGAAAAACUUAACAACCAGAAAGUUGUGUAUAAAACAAAAAACCUCUUUGCCCCAGGAAAGUGGAUUUGUUUUUUUGCUGAUGCUCCACAUCUAUUAAAAACGGCUAGAAACUGCUUGCUUAAUUCUGGUUCUGGUUUGGAAUCAAGGUGCAUGUGGAACAAUGAUCAAUUUUUAUUGUGGAACUAUAUAUCAGACUUAUAUUAUUCUGAUCUGGAACUGGGGAUACACCAACUUCCUAAGCUAACAAUUGAACAUAUCAUGUUAACAUCUUAUUCAAAGAUGAGAGUAAAUCUUGCUGCCCAGGUGAUUUCUAGAUUUGUUUAUAUUUUUAAAAUAGUAUAGAUUUAAAUCAUACCAGGAAAGGAAGUGCCUUGGCUUCUUAAUAAUUCGUUUCCAAACUAAUACUUCUCCUGUCCUCAUGAACAUCUUGUCUAUAUUUUCAAGGGCAAGUCACAAAUGGGUCGAAAACAACAAUCCAUUUUAGAAAUAACAGAUAUAUUUCUUCUCCAGUUUGUUCUCAUGUUGUCAAAACAAGCAACUUUAGGUGCUAACGUGAUUGGACAAUUUUUGUUUCAAAACCGGAAGUGAUCUAUUAAAAUUGUUAAUCCAAAUUCCAAAGUGAAAUAUGAGCAUGAAAUUGACAAUGUUUAUAUUUCUAAACAACAAAUGUUAAUCCAUACAGUUUUAUAUAUCAUAUUAAAGCAUGUGGCUCAAGCAAUAGUUCGUGAUGACAUUGCUUGCCAAGAAAUAUAAUUAUAUAAAGUUGUAUAAAUCAGGAUUGUAACUAAAUGUUAGUAAAUAUGCAGUGUAUUUUUUAAGGAAUUCCUAUGAGUCCAAUGAAAACCACUGCACUCGCUGAAUCAUCAAAUUUGAUAUGUUGAUCAUUACAGUAUUACUGUACUUUGUUUCUAAUUGCUUUGUUUUAUUUUUCCAUAACACAGAUCCUUAGCAAUAGGAUGGCCCAAGCACUUAUCCGUAGCUAUCCAGAAGGAGAAGCAAAUGAAACAGCAAGAUUUUGUAAAUUAAUGAAUGACUUUUUCGACUGUUUAAAUGUUCGUGCAUACAAUGAGGCUACCUGUAAACGGAAUGUACUCCUGGGACCAUAUAGAUCACAGGAUGAUAAAAGGUUUGAAUGGUUAGUAAACACUUUCCUCCAGUACUUUCAUGACUGGAAAAAAGCUGUCGAGACUCGUCCUGGAAAUUUCCUACCAACAGCUCAAGCUAAGAUGUUCAUUUCGCAACAAACUUAUGAAGGCCUUCAAAUCACUGUGCAUUCAACUUUCGAGACUGUCAAGUUCCUCCUUUCCCAAGGUGUUGAUAGCGUUUUGACAGAACGCUUCCAGCAAGACCCGUUGGAAGAAUAUUUCGGAAAUCAGAGGCAAAAGGGCAGAAGGUCGGAUAAUCCCGAUGCAUCACAGUUUGCAUAUAAUGAUCGAGCCCUUGAUGUCCAACGCAACAUUGUGCCUAUCAAAGCUGGUAACACUGGUAAACGCAGUGCAGAAAAAUCCAGGUGGAACGACAUCAUUGAGGAGCCUCUGAACAAAGCCAAAAAAACAAAAAAGAAAUAA
Paramuricea clavata is the source of this 3727-nucleotide messenger RNA. The record is from the annotation of a GenBank genome assembly. NCBI's taxonomy places the organism in Eukaryota, Metazoa, Cnidaria, Anthozoa, Malacalcyonacea, Plexauridae.